AUGAGGAAGGCAAAAAAUAAUAAAAAACUUAAAGAAGAAAAGGGAAAACGUAAUUUACAUGAUUUAGGUUGGUGUUCGUCAAGUAGGAACUUGAUUCAAAAUGAUAUAAAUGAGCAACGAUGUGAUAUUGAUGACCCCGAGGUAUUAGAAAAUGAAAAAUCACUAAAUAUCCAUGUAGGAGAUCCCAAAAAUGGUCAAAUCGAUGAUACAGUUGUUCUUUAUCCAAAAGAAAAUACUGAAAACGUUAUUAACAAACAAAAUAAUGAGGUAGUUGAAUGUGUACAAAUUAACGAAAAUGAAAGUGUAAAGGAAAUUGAUAAAAAUGUUAUUGACAAUAAUAUAUUUUGUUCCAAAGGCAUUAUUGAAGCCAAUUCCAACAAACAAUCUGCCGAAAUGUUUAAAAUAAGUAACGAUCCAGCAACUUGGAAAAAACUUAGUUCGUCAGAUCGCGACUAUUUAGCUGCAGUUGGUCCACCUACUAAGCCUUCAAAGUUUCCCCAUGAUGAACAUGAGAAUCCCAUUUCACUUUUCCAAAAAAUCUUACCAAAUAAAGAAACAGUACAACGCGACUGGCUUGUAUGGAGUACACUAAAAAAAAGCUUUGUUUUGCUUUCCGUGUUGUCUUUUUUUAAGGGAUGA
This is a messenger RNA of Macrosiphum euphorbiae (potato aphid), 639 nucleotides long. The record is from the annotation of a GenBank genome assembly. Lineage: Eukaryota; Metazoa; Arthropoda; Insecta; Hemiptera; Aphididae.